GGCACAAAGGUUGCUUCAGCUGUGAGGUGUGCAAGAUGGCCCUGAGCAUGAACAACUAUAAAGGAUUUGAGAAGAAACCUUACUGCAGUAUGCAUUACCCCAAAACCUCCUUCACUAUAGUGGCCGACACCCCCGAGAAUCUGCGUCUGAAACAACAGACCAUGCUGAACAGCCAGGCUCUUUACAAGGAGGAUUUUGAAAAGAACAAGGGGAAAGGUUUCAGCGUGGUGGUCGACACUCCGGAGAUGCAGAGGUUGAAGAAGACACAAGACCAGAUCAGUAACAUAAAGUACCACGAAGACUUUGAGAAGAGCAAAGUUCGAAGUGACGCCCCCCCUCCUGAGAACAGACAAGACUAUGAGGGGCAACCCUCCAACCCUGAAAGAUUCACGCAGCCAGCAGUGCCCCCUGCUGCUGUAGCACCACCUUGUGGAGGGAAGCGUUACCAGGCCCUGUACAGCUACACAGCAGCUGAAGCAGAUGAAGUCUCUCUGCUGGAAGGAGAUCUGAUCUCAGACGUGGAGCAGAUAGACGAGGGAUGGAUGUUCGGAUGCAACCAGCGCACGGGGCAGCGAGGGAUGCUCCCCUCCAACUACGUCCGUCCUGUGUGAGACAAAGACAUUAGUCGUCCAUCUUCAGUCGUCCCCUCCUACGAUCAGACCUCUUCGCUAAGUCACUUCUAUUUUUUUUUUUCUUCUUAAUUUCCCUCUGAACUCACCCGAUGGUUUCUGCUUUGCCUUUUUGUGCAAAUGUUUGAUUGGUUCUCUGACAAAAUUUCACUUCGGAGAAACAAUGGUACUAAAAGUUGAAGUGAAAAUGUGUUUGUGAUAGAAACUUACAAAAGAGGAAGUAGGAGCAGAACAAAGGAUAUGCAUUUGCAGAAAUAAAAAAAAAAAAAUACAAAACCCA
This is a messenger RNA of Paralichthys olivaceus (Japanese flounder), 909 nucleotides long. Lineage: Eukaryota; Metazoa; Chordata; Actinopteri; Pleuronectiformes; Paralichthyidae. The record is from RefSeq and is a predicted model, not a curated record.